ACAAUGAACACAGGAACUUCCGGUUACUCCGGAAGUGGAGGCUUCGCACGCUCCUAAGCUCCUCCUUAGGCGGCGAGCCAGGGUGAAGGGAUGGCCGGGCGGGCGGCGCGGCUAGUGCUGCUGGCUGGGGCAGCCGCGCUAGCGAGCGGCUCCCAGGGUGACCGCGAGCCGGUGUACCGCGACUGCGUGCUCAGGUGCGACGAGCGGAACUGCUCGGGGGGCGCACUGAAGCACUUCCGCUCCAGCCAGCCAAUCUACAUGAGUCUAGCAGGCUGGACCUGUCAGGACGACUGUAAGUAUGAGUGUAUGUGGGUCACUGUUGGCCUCUACCUCCAGGAGGGUCACAAAGUGCCUCAGUUCCAUGGCAAGUGGCCCUUUUUCCGGUUCCUGUUCUUCCAAGAGCCGGCUUCAGCCGUGGCCUCUUUCCUCAAUGGCCUGGCCAGCCUGGUGAUGCUCUGCCGCUACCGCACCUCCGUGCCGGUCUCCUCCCCAAUGUAUCACACCUGCGUGGCCUUCGCCUGGGUGUCCCUCAAUGCUUGGUUCUGGUCCACAGUCUUCCACACCAAGGACACUGACCUCACAGAGAAAAUGGACUACUUCUGUGCCUCCACCGUCAUCCUACACUCGAUCUAUUUGUGCUGUGUCAGGACUGUGGGGCUGCAGCGACCGGCCGUGGCCAGCGCCUUCCGGGCCCUCCUGCUGCUGCUCCUGACUGCACACAUCUCCUACCUGAGCCUCGUCCACUUCGACUAUGGCUACAACCUGGCAGCCAACGUGGCAAUUGGCCUGGUGAACUUGGUGUGGUGGCUGGCCUGGUGCCUGCGGAACCAGCGACGCCUGCCGCAUGUGCGCAAGUGUGUGGCAGUGGUCUUGCUGCUGCAGGGGCUGUCCCUGCUGGAGCUGCUCGACUUCCCGCCUUUCUUCUGGGUCCUGGAUGCCCACGCCAUCUGGCACAUCAGCACCAUCCCCGUCCACAUCCUCUUUUUCAGCUUUCUGGAAGAUGACAGCCUGUACCUGCUGAAGGAAUCAGAGGCCAAGUUCAAGCUGGACUGAAGACUCUGGAAGUGGGGCUGCCCCAUUGGGGAUCCUGCCCCCUCCCUGCUGGUUCCCCUUCUCCCCUCAACCCUUGCGAUGAUUUAUUUCUCCUUUUAGCUUCUUGAACUUGGACAUGAGGGAUGUGGGCUCAGAAUCAUGGAGCCAGCCCAUCUCCCUGCUGGCCCUCACAGGUCUUGGAACCUGUUCUGGGGAUGGCCUCUCACCAUCUGGGACUAUAGAAUGGGCAGCCCCUGUGGUUCCUGGAGCUGAACUGGGGUGGAACUGAGUGUGUUCCUAGUUUCCUCCCCACCAGCCUCCUCUCCACAUCCCCCCACCCCACCCCACCCAGCUGGGUCCCAGAGCUCUCUGUCAACCUGGGAGACCAGGAACCAUAGGCCUUUGGGGAUACUGUGGGGUUCCCUAUGGUUACGCUCCUACCCUCCUCCAGGGCACCGCUAGGUGGCACUGGAGGCUUGUUCUUUGGCUACCCAAGCUUUAAGGCCAUUCUCAUGCUCCCCCAUGGGAUCUUGAGGGACCAAACCAUUGACUGGGACUGGGGAGGGUUUUCACCCUGACUGUGGCCCCGCUCAGACUCCCAGGAGGCCUCAGCACACUCCCCUUCAGGUCCAGGACCUGAGAGCCCAGGACAAGAACCCUGUGCUGCUGUUCCGGUGGGGAUCCUGCCCACAAGUGUGUAGGGGAGUGUGGGCCAGACCCAGUGCGUAGGUGACCAGGCAGUGAGCUCGGGCCUGGGCGUGCAGUGUGGAUAGUGGCGUGUGUGAGUGUGUGUGCUUUUUUUAUUUUUUAUUUUUGGCGCCUGGCUGGUACAGGGAUCCAAACCCUUACCUUGGUGUUCUCAGCACCAUGCUCCAACCAAGUGAGCUAACCGGACAGCCCCUGUGUGGUUUUAAAGUGUGUUCAGGGGGCAAGUGGGCUAGCGUGAGUUGGGAAUAUGCAUAGUGUGCGCAUGCUUGUGGGUGCGUGUCUGAGAUGUGUGUGAAUGCAGGUGAGUGUGCCAUGCAGUGCCACACAGUGCAGGGAGGCCUGAGCAGGAUGAGGGAAUCAUGUCACCAUCAACAAUCACUUAUCGAGCACCAGCUCUGCCCAAGGCUCCAGCCAGGCAGACAUCCAGGACACCCCUGUGAUCUGGCGGGGGGCCUGGGCUGCAUGUGUGUGUAUGUGUUUCUGUCUGUGCCCCUCUGCCUUCCCCUCCAAACCUCACAGGGCCCCCACACAACAGCACCCUCUAGAACCAGUCCCUUGGGGGCAGAGGAAGGAAGGAAAAUGGGGAUCCCCAGGGCCCUCUCCAGCCUCCCUGCCUCCUUGCCUAGGUAUGCUUGCCAAACCCCCCCACCCCCCGCCCCAGUUCCCUGCUUCUAGCCCCUUUUCCUCAGCCUGGGAAGGGGUCAGGGCAAUCUGUGGGAGGAUGAGGGGAGAAAGCUUGUGGCUGGGUCUGGUUUGUGCCCUCCCCAGAGGGGCUCACUGUUCCAGGGUGGCCCCAGGGCAGGCAGGGGCCACAGCAGCCCUGGCACAUUCCUGUCCCCACAAGGACAGAUGUGGAGCUCCAGAAAGUUUCCAUCCCCAAGGCAGUCUCUGAAGCAAGGAGACUGGAGUUGUGCUGUGUCCCUGCCCUCUUGUCCCUCCUUGGGGGGAGGGGAGCUAUGCUAGGACUCCAGCCUCAGGGACUUGGGGGGGGGCCUACAUUGGAUUCUUUUGAUACCAAGAACCAUUUUAAGGCAGGAGGGUAGCA
Molecule: messenger RNA, 2785 nt
Organism: Cynocephalus volans (Philippine flying lemur)
Lineage: Eukaryota; Metazoa; Chordata; Mammalia; Dermoptera; Cynocephalidae
Gene: PGAP3
Product: post-GPI attachment to proteins phospholipase 3
Exons: 8
Coding region: 91-1053 (320 amino acids)
Biological process (GO): GPI anchor biosynthetic process
Cellular component (GO): endoplasmic reticulum membrane
Molecular function (GO): hydrolase activity, acting on ester bonds
Source: RefSeq, a predicted model, not a curated record